This is a messenger RNA of Owenia fusiformis, 3743 nucleotides long. The record is from the annotation of a GenBank genome assembly. Lineage: Eukaryota; Metazoa; Annelida; Polychaeta; Sabellida; Oweniidae.
AGAUUUAAGCGCACAAGUUUAACAAAGAUGCUACCUACAAAACAUAGUAUUAAUUGAGUGUCUCAUUGCAUAGUCAUAUUGUGUCUAUCGUAUUUAGGAUUGAAACAAUGAUAAAAGCCUCUAGAAAUUUUUACGAAGUUAGUGUUCGUGAGGCAUAUUUUAGAAAAAUCUAGCAAAUUUUUAAACGGGUUAUUCUGACAUUGCGGAGUACAUAUGCUGAUACUGUGUACAAACAAGUCCUGAAUUUAACCCACUACAAUUUUAAAAUAGUUUACGAAGAAUUUACAGACUGGUCCAAAAAUUUGAAUGUUAUUUCAAAAUUAUGGAGUUGCAUUUUGGGCCACCCUGUGAUACACUCGGCAGUAACAUGUUCCCAUGUGGUGGACGCUUUUGAGAGAAUUAAGGUCAAACUGUCAACAAAAUUAUCUACAAACCACUUUAUAGGACUACAAUCGACAAUCGCAAUAAAGUUAAACUAUAUUGUUGCGAUCGUAAAUUAAAUGAGCUCUUCGACUGACUAGACUUGGGUUUGAAAGGGGCAAAGGUAGCAAGAUAGCAUGCCUUGAGUUAUUUGUCGAUUCAAUCAUAAGCGGUAUAUUGUUUUUACUGAAUCUAGAGGCGAAAGAUGCAUAGGUUAGGACUAGGUUAAAGGAUUAUCCUCGUGAAUAACAAUAUACAGAUACAUUUUGGGAUAAAUCAAGUUUGUAUGUGAAUAGAAUAGCUUCUACAUGUAUUCGCUAAGUAAAAACAAUAACCCGGAUACAAACUCAAAACUAAGCCAAGUACGAAUUGUAUGCCGUUAUAAAAUGAAGUAAACAUUACUAUGAUAUCUCUAUGUACACCGUCACAUAUAGAUAAUCUAGUUAUUGGGCUCGUAGUUCAAACGAAUCAUAGUUAUCUUCGGACCAAACACCCAACAUUUGGAAUAUCGAACAUAGACGAUGACUCCAAAACAAAGCAAAGUUGGAAUACUCUAAAACGAAUGAAUAACAAAUUCAGGGAAAUCCAGGAACAUUGUGUUUAAGUUGAUCCUAAAUCGGAAUAGAAAUGCACACGAAUAGGAUAGUUUCAUCACUAACGCUAUGGGGCACACUUAUCUUAUUAAAUACUGUGUCAUCCAAAAUCAUGCAGCUGUCUCCGUGCAAGGCAGAUGUCCACGGGAGAUUGAUAAACCUGGAACCUUUGCAAGGAGUUGACGGCACUCCAAGGUUUACAUCAAUCUUCAAUGACAAUGUGUACACCUUCAACCCUUGCAAACCAUAUAGGGAACCACCGAGCGAAGAGGUGGACUACCAACAUAUUGGCCAGUGCCGACAAGUCGCGCUUUGUAGGGAAGAAAAGAUCAAAAAUGGCACUGAAGACUUAAAGGUUUUCUCCACCCUGGGUUCACAGGGGAAUGUUCGUUUCAAACGAGCAGGGCCACAGCAUAGGGAGAUCAUACAACUCCGCUUUAAGGGACGAGGGCGCGAGAAACAGACGAGAUCCUAUAUCAUUCUUGUAUGUGCAGUGGAAAAGGUUCAACUUGUCGAUGCAGUCUUUAAAGUAUUCCAAGAUAAUGGACGUCACGAUGGAGAAAAUGAAAUAUAUGGCGAGCUGCAUCAUCUUUGUGCGUGUCCAGGGGGGUGCCCCGAGGGCAUUGUGCUAAACGAUACCAUACCAGACGUCAACUUCAAUGGAGGGGAGCUAGAAAUAGGGCCCAUCAAAGAUCCAAAAGUACCAAUAACUAAAUCGUGGAAUAAGAAAUCUAAAAAGCAUGAGAAUCUUACAAAGGAAAAGUUUCCUAUCGUUGAUGAACCUCAAAAUGACCAGCCCGUACAACACAACCACCCUGACAAUGACGAGCCUCAUGCAGAAUGGGCUGAGGAAGAGUCUUAUGUUCAUGUGAAGCAUGAUUUGUUGAACGAUGACUUAAGUGUUGAGGAACCUUUUGUUUACGAUGAUUACGAUGGUAAUUUAGAAUUCCUAGCGGAGGUCAAAAGGAGAAGGAAGCUAGACCCAAACUUUAAGUUGCAUUCUGACCAUUCGUCUGAAGGAGACUGGUCAAGUAGUGAACUCGGUGACAGUAGCGAUGAUGGUUCUUCGAGCAGCGAGGAAGACAGGCGUCCACAGAAGGCACGUAUCCCAGACUCCCAUGCAUUAAUGGCAUUAAUGAUCUUCCUUCUGGGGCUGAUGGGAGCUGGUCUCCUCAUUGGAACCAUCUGUUACUGUAGUAGGAACAAGAGUUUAACACCGCACAAAAAUACUAUGCCAGGUUUGAGAUCCAUAAUGAGUGACAGCGUAGACGAUGUCCAAACCCAACUAUCAAACAAGGACUUUUUUGAAUAUUCACCAAAACCUCAAGAAAAAACAUCACAGUUCCCAGUCCUUUCUAAUUGUGUGAUUCCAAAGUCAGAAUUUGAAACUGGACAAAGGUUAGGGGGUGGUCUGUUUGCUGAUACAUACAUAGGAGAAUGGAAAGAGCGUGCAGUUGUUGUAAAGAGGUUAACCAUAGGAAUACAUACAUAUGGCCUCUCUGGUGAAGAUUCUGAAUGGUUACUUAAUGAAGUCAAAAUACUUAGCAAGCUUCGUCACAAGUACAUAGUGAGGAUGAUUGGGGUUUGCCUGGAGAGCAAGACCCCACGGCUAGUGUGUGAACAUAUAGAUGGGAAGACUGUCAGGACGAUCUUGAAUGAAAAUGGAAAGGCAUUGUUAUGGCAACAUAAAAUUAAAAUGUGUCAACAAGCUGUAGAAGGUGUGAUCUACUUACACCACAGCAAGCCAAGUAUACUUCACAGAGAUCUUAGGUGUGCUAACCUUAUAGUAGACCAAAAUGAAAGAGUCCGGGUGGGUGACUUUGGAAUAGUAAAAUUAACACAAAGACUCCGAGAACAAUGUAAUGAAGGAGACACAUGUUAUUGUCAGAAAGAAUACAGCGCAUUGCCUGCAUCAAUUCGUUGGUCUGCCCCAGAGAUAUUCCAGUUUCCAAACACUCACAACCCUAACAUUAUCACCUCUGCCUGUGAUGUAUAUUCCUUUGGUAUGGUGCUAUGGGAGAUGUGUACCCAUAUGGAACCAUUUGCUGAUAUUCUUAAUGAGCAACAGGUAAUGGAUACAGUAAAGGAGGGGGUGCGACCACCUAUCCCAAAUGACAAUUCUAUUCCAUCUAAAUAUAAAGACCUUAUGAUGGAUUGCUGGGAAAAUGAACCUAAGAGACGACCAACCUUCAAAAAGGUUGCAGUAGCUUUGAAAGAAAUACAAUCCGCGGUCAAUUCAUUCCAAAACAUUAAGCGGAAACGUCAAAAAUCUUCAACAUUCAGAUCGUCGACGUCUGUGACAUUUGCCAGUGAUUUCGCAGAUGCCAAUGAUGUGCACAAGAGUAAUGGGAGUACUUUUUACACAUCUCAACAGAUUUGAGAAACUGAGAAAUAAAUUGACAAAAUCAUUAGGAAUAGGCCAUUUAAUGUAUGCUCAGCACUGAUUGAGACAAUUUGCUCAAAGUUGCACACUUCACACUCAUAUAAAGUUGCAACAUAAGAACUUUCUCUUGGACACUGAAUAAGUGAAUGUUACAUAAAUGGAUUUAUGAUUAUGAGGGUUGUUCAAAAAAUACAAGAAUGAAUAUUCCUAAUUUUGAACUCCAUAGAGCAGCAAAUCCCUGAAUAACCAUAUAAUAAAAGACACAGUGAUAUAACAUUUUAGCAAAAAUUCAAAAUGGCUACCAAGUAAUUUACCCAGCAUGCCCAAAACCUAAUCAGAUCCUGGCA